This is a messenger RNA of Branchiostoma floridae (Florida lancelet), 1329 nucleotides long. RefSeq names its product tetratricopeptide repeat protein 28-like. Lineage: Eukaryota; Metazoa; Chordata; Leptocardii; Amphioxiformes; Branchiostomatidae. Gene Ontology annotation, molecular function: protein binding. The transcript has a single exon. The coding region runs from base 1 to 1329 and encodes 442 amino acids. The record is from RefSeq and is a predicted model, not a curated record.
AUGAAGGAUUAUGAGGCAGCCCUGGGCUGGACCCAUAAGUGUCUGAAGAUGAGCAAAGAGGCUGGAGACAAGGAAGAUAUGAUGGAUGGACACAUACAUGUAGGUGUGGGUACAAUGUACAAGGAACUAGGUGACUUGGUUAAGGCAAUAUCCCACUACAGCACAGCCUUACAGAUGGCACAGCAGACAGGAGAUCAAGAUAGCGAGAUGGCAUUUUCCUUGUUUAUAGGUGACUUGCAAAGAGAACAGCUCCACUCCCCACAAACAGCCAUCCCAUAUUAUGAACAGGCUGCAGAACUAGCCAGGCAGCUGGGGGACAGGAGUAAGGAGAUGGAGGCCUACCAGAGCUUGGGGCGGGCCUAUCAUGACAUGGGGGAGUACAGGAAAGCUCUGGGGUGGCAUCAGAAGUACCUGAAGAUGUGCCAAGGUGAUGAAGAUGAGGGAAAACAGAUAACAGCACACAGAGGGAUGGGUGAUACAUACAGGUUUCUUGGUGAACUGGAUCAAGCAACAUCGCACUACAACACAGCCUUACAGAUGGCACAGCAGACAGAUGAUCGACGAGGACAGAUGUCCGUAUACAUUGAGAUGGGUGACAUGCACAUUGAUCAACUCCACUCCCCUCGUACAGCCAUCCAGUAUUAUGAACAGUACCUUGCACUAGCCAGGCAGUUGGGGGACUGGCAUGGGGAGGGAGUGGCUUACAACAGACUGGGAUUGGCCCACCAUAAGAUGGGGGAGUAUGAGGCUGCUUUAGAGUGGAAUCAGAAGAACCUGAAAAUAAACGAAGAUAAUGGGAACAAAAAAGAGCAAGCAGUAGUACAUGUACGUCGGGGUGAUACAUACAGGUUUCUGGGUAAACUGGAUCAGGCAACAUCCCACUUAAAGACAGCCCUACAGAUGGCAAAGCAGACAGGCCAUCGCUAUGGUAAACUGGGUUAUUGCCUCAGAAUGGGUGACAUGCAAAGGGAACAACUCCACUCCCCACAUGAAGCCAUCCAGUAUUAUGAACAGUAUCUGGAACUAGCCAAGCAGUCGGCAGACAGGCAUGAAGAGGGAAGGGCUUAUAAGAGACUUGGAAAGGCCCACUAUGAGAUGGGGGAGUGUGAGAAAGGUUUAGAGUGGUUUCAGAAGUACCUCAAAAUUAGCCAAGACUGUGAAGACAAGACUGCACAGAUAACAGCACACAAGCACAUAGCUGUUUCCUACAAGGCACUGGGUAAACUGGACCUGGCUAACUCUCACUGCCAAUCAGCAAUGGACAUCGCCAUGGAGACAGGAAACAAACAGGCCCAGGACUACAUCGCUGAGGUGCUGGCUGGACUGUAA